AUGUUCGCCCGACAGUGCUCCCGUCUCGUCUCCUCCCGCACCGCCGUCCCCUUGACCUCUUUCCUCUCCCGCGCGAGACCCUAUUCUUCCGCUACCUCGGCAUACGAGCAUAUCCUCACCUCCACCCCGAAACCCGGCGUUGGACUGAUCACAUUGAACCGCCCGAAAGCCCUCAACGCCCUGUCCAGUCCCCUCUUCACCGAAAUCAACGAUGCACUCUCCAAAUACGACGCCGACAAGGACAUCGGCGCCAUCGUCAUCACCGGCAGUGAAAAGGCCUUUGCCGCCGGCGCCGACAUCAAAGAAAUGGCCCCCCUGACCUUCUCCGCCGCCUACUCGAACAACUUUAUCGCGCCCUGGUCACACCUCGCCAACAACAUCCGCAAGCCCGUCAUCGCCGCCGUGUCCGGCUACGCCCUCGGCGGCGGCUGCGAGCUCGCCCUCAUAGCAAGGCGAUGGAGUUGA
Messenger RNA from Aspergillus terreus NIH2624, 465 nucleotides. RefSeq names its product enoyl-CoA hydratase echA (gene echA). NCBI's taxonomy places the organism in Eukaryota, Fungi, Ascomycota, Eurotiomycetes, Eurotiales, Aspergillaceae. The transcript has 4 exons. The record is from RefSeq and is a predicted model, not a curated record. Gene Ontology annotation, molecular function: enoyl-CoA hydratase activity. Gene Ontology annotation, biological process: fatty acid beta-oxidation. Bases 1 to 465 code for a protein of 154 amino acids. Gene Ontology annotation, cellular component: mitochondrion.